AUGAGAACCCGGGUACGCGAGGCGGCAAGGGCAGCAAAGGAAUUGCACAAGCAACCUGCACCACGCGGUGGCAUCAAAACGCGUUCGUGUGCACAAAAGCCCGAAAAAGGGCCUGCUCUUCCAUUUCCCAUUCACUGGGGCGAGCAUCUUCUCCAACGUCGCGCCGACUUCCUGCUCCCCGAAUACUUUCUUGAAGAGGAGGAGGCAGUGCGUGCACGACUGGACGCGAAGGCCAAGCCGGAGCCUUACAGAGAGAUUCCACGGAAUCAAUAUACCUCACGGCGCAAGCUGCAAGCAAAUGCGGCCGUGUGCCAGUGCAAGCCCGAUUCGCGAUGCAGGGAUGAGUGCAUGAAUCGGCUGAUGCAGUACAUCUGCGAUCCCAAGACCUGCCCAUGCGGUGAAAAUUGCACGAAUCAGCGCCUUGGAGUACGAGUACCACCAAAGUGUGAAGUCGUCAAAUGCGGUAAACGGGGGUUUGGCCUCAAAACGAAAGAGCCGCUCAAGAAGGGUCAAUUAGUCGACGAAUACCGCGGAGAGAUUAUCGACUUGCCAGAGGCAACGCGACGAACCGUGAAUAUCUACAAAGAGAAAGGGAACUUUUACCUAUUGGAUUACGACGCAGCCGCGGGCGAGGUGCUAGACAGUGGAAUGAAGGGCAAUCGAACCAGAUUUGCCAACCACAGUUGUGAUCCAAACUGUCACAUGCAGAAGUGGAUCAUAUGCGGGACUGGCGAGCAGCUCAAAGCCGAAUUCGAGAUUGGUCUCUUUGCUAGUCGUGACAUCGAGGCGGGGGAAGAACUCACGUAUGACUAUGGUAACAUGGAUGGUGAAGUGACCGACAAGGGUACCCCGAUCACUUGUCAUUGCGGGUCAGAGAACUGCUCAGGAGUGCUCGGCGGAAAAAAG
Molecule: messenger RNA, 906 nt
Organism: Tilletiaria anomala UBC 951
Lineage: Eukaryota; Fungi; Basidiomycota; Exobasidiomycetes; Georgefischeriales; Tilletiariaceae
Product: SET domain-containing protein
Exons: 4
Biological process (GO): regulation of DNA-templated transcription
Cellular component (GO): chromatin; nucleus
Molecular function (GO): histone H3K36 methyltransferase activity; protein binding
Source: RefSeq, a predicted model, not a curated record